AUGGUUGCUUUCCGUCAAUUCGUGGACUCAUACUACACUGAUAGCAAACAAAGCGUCGGCAAUCAGAUUAAGAGGAAGAAAAGGGAGAAUGAAGGCGUGUCAGAGGAGAUUCUAACUUAUUUAACAAGAUUUCCCGUUAUAACGGCGGCGGCAUUCCGAAAUUACAUUCCUAUUCAGCGGAGAACUUCGCUUUACAUCAUCGUGAAGUAUAUUCCUAUUGAGUGACAAGUUUUGAUUUACACCAAAUCCGUCAAGUUGUGUUUUCGAUGUCUUGAUGUACAACUUUGAAACAACAGGCACUUGGUAUCAAUCCAAACGACUGCAAUGCACUUGAUCUACCAAUGCUCCAUUCAAGAGUGAAAUAUCGGGAACCUAAGCAGCCCUCAACGUGAUGGCGAUUAUUAACACAAGGUUAUAUCUACAUAUUGACGAAUUAAUUGAAUGUUCC
Molecule: messenger RNA, 448 nt
Organism: Acanthoscelides obtectus
Lineage: Eukaryota; Metazoa; Arthropoda; Insecta; Coleoptera; Chrysomelidae
Source: the annotation of a GenBank genome assembly